GACACGGCCCGUCUCUUGGUCCCGUCGUCCCUUGUUUGCCCGGUCGCCGCACUCGUCCCCGCAGCGCCGUCGUCCUCCGCCCUCCCCUCCGCACCGCCGCCACUCCGUCAGGCGUCGGUAGUGACUGAGGUGUCCUGAAGCUGAAUCGGACCUCCGCCUCCGGCACCUGGCGAGACAUGGCGGCGGCGGAGGCGAAGGAGGUGGACAUGAAGAAGAUGGAGCUUAUGAAGGAGGUAAGAGCGCACCAAGUGGCGAUUGGGGAGCUCAACAACCUGCCUCCAUCCAGGGCCGCGUACCAGAAGACCUGCAACAUCUUCUUCCGCAAGGACAUCAAAUCCGCCGUGGCGUCCCAACAGAAGCAACUUGAUACUGCUAAGGCGAAGCUGCAGAAGCUGGAUCAGGCAUGAAGGUUCACCACAACAAAUUUGAAACUGUGACUUGUGCUACUUCAUUCAUCCACCUCUGCGGAUCAAUCCUCUCUAAUCAAGUGUCUUAGGAGUACCAGACAACGUGCAACUUAUAUAUAUAUAUAUAGCUUUCUGUGUAAUAAUGGUGUUGUUACAAGCUGGUUGCUAGUUUAUGAGUGCGAGGCGAAUCAUUUCUUUAUGAACAUGGAGAAUGGAUAUGAGACUAUAGUGCCAUCUUGCUGUGCUUUGACAAUUGCUCUGUUAUCAAAGUGGUCAGGUGGAUUACUAAA
This is a messenger RNA of Hordeum vulgare subsp. vulgare (domesticated barley), 697 nucleotides long. RefSeq lists its product as uncharacterized. Bases 177 to 407 code for a protein of 76 amino acids. Lineage: Eukaryota; Viridiplantae; Streptophyta; Magnoliopsida; Poales; Poaceae. The record is from RefSeq and is a predicted model, not a curated record. Gene Ontology annotation, cellular component: prefoldin complex. Gene Ontology annotation, biological process: protein folding. The transcript has 5 exons.